AGUUGUGUGAAGUGGGAGUCGGUGUGUUCGCGGAGUUACGGAGACGAGAGCGCGUUUGGAAACGGGGGACUUUGGAUACAGAUAGGCGUUUUUCUCUUCAGAGCGAAUCAUCUGAAGGUAUCAUCAUGCCGGUGUUUCACACCAAAACGAUAGAGAGUAUUUUGGAGCCCGUGGCUCAGCAGAUCUCUCAUCUGGUGAUCAUGCACGAAGAGGGAGAGGUGGACGGUAAAGCCAUCCCGGAUCUCACCGCGCCCGUGGCCGCCGUGCAGGCGGCUGUCAGCAACCUGGUCCGGGUGGGCAAAGAGACGGUACAGACCACAGAGGAUGUCAUCAUGAGGAGAGACAUGCCACCCGCCUUCAUCAAGGUAGAGAACGCAUGCACUAAACUGGUGCAGGCCGCUCAGAUGCUGAAGGCAGACCCGUAUUCUGUUCCAGCCAGAGAUUAUCUGAUCGACGGCUCACGUGGGAUUCUGUCCGGCACUUCUGACCUCCUGCUGACCUUUGAUGAGGCUGAGGUUCGUAAAAUCAUCCGUGUGUGUAAAGGGAUUCUGGAAUAUCUGACUGUGGCUGAGGUGGUGGAAUCCAUGGAAGAUCUGAUCACAUACACAAAGAACCUGGGACCAGGCAUGACAAAGAUGGCAAAGAUGAUCGAUGAGCGACAGCAGGAAUUGACUCAUCAGGAGCACAGAGUCAUGCUGGUCAACUCCAUGAACACGGUGAAAGAGCUGCUGCCCGUUCUGAUCUCAGGUAUUAAGAUCUUCGUGACGACCAAGACGUCUCAGGGUAAAGGUGUAGAGGAAGCUCUGAAGAACAGGAACUUCACUGUAGAAAAGAUGAGCACAGAGAUCAAUGAGAUCAUCCGCGUGCUGCAGCUCACGUCCUGGGACGAGGACGCGUGGGCCAAUAAGGACACUGAGGCCAUGAAGAGAGCACUGGCCCAGAUCGACUCAAAAAUGGGUCAUGCCAAGAACUGGUUAAGAGAUCCUCACGGCCAGCCAGGUGAUGCAGGUGAGCAGGCCAUCCGUCAGAUUCUGGAUGAAGCUGGUAAAGUGGGUGAACUCUGUGCUGGGAAAGAGAGGAGAGAUAUUGUGGGCACUGCCAAAACUCUCGGACAGCUGACAGAGCAGGUCUCAGAGCUCCGCGGCAGGGGUCAGGGAGCGACUCCAGUGGCCAUGCAGAAAGCUCAGCAGGUGUCUCAGGGUUUGGAUGUUCUGACGGGGAAGGUGGAAAACGCCGCUCGUAAACUGGAGGCCAUGACCGGCUCCAAACAAGUCAUAGCCAAGAGGAUCGAUGCCGCUCAGAACUGGCUGGCGGAUCCUCACGGUGGUCCUGAGGGUGAGGAGAACAUCAGAGCUCUUCUGGGAGAGGCGAGAAAGAUCGCUGAUCUCUGCGAAGAUCCUAAAGAGAGAGACGACAUCCUGCGCAGCAUGGGCGAGAUAGCCGCUCUGACCGCCAGACUCUCCGAGCUGAAGAAGGCAGGUAAAGGUGACACCCCUGAAGCUCGUGCUUUGGCAAAGCAGAUCGCCACAACUCUCCAAAAUCUUCAGUCUAAAACCAGCAAAGCUGUGGCCAACACUCGACCGGCCAAAGCAGCCGUACACCUGGAGGGGAAAAUCGAGCAAGCUCAUAGGUGGAUCGACAACCCAACCCAGGACGACAGCGGAGUUGGUCAGGCUGCCAUUCGCGGGCUGGUUGCCGAGGGGCGUCGCUUGGCCAACGCGUUGCCGGCGUCCCAGAGGCAGGACUUGCAGGGUAAAUGUGAGGAGGUGGAGCGUCUGAUGGCUCAGUUAGCCGAGCUGGCGGCUCGUGGAGAGGGAGAAAGUCCUCAGGCCCGUGCCGUCGCUCAACAACUGCAGGACACACUGAACGAUCUGAAGGGGAAGAUGCAGGAGGCCAUGACACAAGAAGUGUCUGACAUCUUCAGUGACACGACCACACCCAUCAAACUAUUGGCUGUGGCAGCGACCGCCCCACCGGACGCGCACAAUAGAGAAGAGGUGUUUGACGAACGGGCUGCAAACUUUGAGAAUCACGCGGGUCGUCUGGGCGCCACGGCAGACAAGGCGGCAGCGGUCGGCACUGCUAACAAGAGCACGGUGGAGGGCAUUCAGGCGGCGGUGAAAUCAGCCAGAGAACUCACACCACAGGUGAUCUCUGCUGCUCGUAUCCUCCUGAAGAACCCUGGAAACCAGGCGGCAUAUGAACACUUUGAGACCAUGAAGAACCAGUGGAUCGACAAUGUAGAGAAAAUGACGGGUCUUGUGGAUGAAGCGAUUGACACCAGGUCUCUGAUGGAUGCGUCAGAGGAAGCCAUCAAGAAAGAUCUUGACAAGUGUCAGGUAGCAAUGGCCAAUCACCAGCCUCAGAUGCUGGUCGCCGGGGCAACCAGCAUCGCCCGGCGAGCCAAUCGAAUCAUGCUGGUGGCGAAACGAGAAGUGGAAAACUCUGAGGACCCGAAGUUCCGAGAAACCGUCAAAGCCGCUUCCGACGAGCUCAGCAGGACCAUCUCACCCAUGGUCAUGGAUGCCAAAGCCGUGGCCGGCAACAUACAGGACCAAGGCCUUCAGAGAGGUUUCCUGGGCUCUGGUUAUAAGAUUCUGGGUGCGGUGGCGAAAGUGAGAGAGGCGUUCCAGCCACAGGAGCCAGACUUCCCUCCGCCGCCUCCAGAUCUGGAGAGCCUGCAGAUCCAGGACAACGCCACCCCUCCGAAACCACCCCUGCCGGAGGGUGAAGUUCCUCCACCGAGACCUCCACCACCUGACGAGAAGGAUGAGGAUUUCCCGGAGCAGCAGGCCGGAGAGAUGGUCAGCGAGCCCAUGAUGGUGGCCGCCCGACAGCUCCACGACGAGGCCCGCAAGUGGUCCAGCAAGGGUAAUGACAUCAUCGGCGCCGCCAAGCGUAUGGCUCUGCUCAUGGCCGAGAUGUCUCGACUGGUGCGAGGCGCCACCGGAAACAAGAGGGCGCUCAUUCAGUGUGCCAAAGACAUCGCCAAAGCCUCCGAUGAGGUCACACGGCUCGCCAAAGAGGUCGCCAAGCAGUGCACGGACAAACGGAUAAGAACCAACCUGCUGCAGGUGUGUGAGAGAAUCCCGACGAUCAGCACCCAGCUGAAGAUUCUGUCCACGGUGAAGGCCACCAUGCUGGGACGGACCAACAUCAGCGAGGAGGAAUCAGAGCAGGCUACAGAAAUGCUGGUUCAUAACGCUCAGAACCUGAUGCAGUCCGUGAAGGAGACGGUGAGAGAGGCCGAAGCCGCUUCCAUCAAGAUCCGCACGGAUGCUGGCUUCACUCUGCGCUGGGUCCGCAAGACACCCUGGUACCAGUGAGGGGCGGAGCCAGCAAAUCCCAGCAUGCCCUGGGAAAAACAAUCAGUCCAGGUCCUAAAUGUCAUCGCAGACGUGUCAGUCAUCUCGGUUAGGGGUGAUGAAACUAUUCCAUUUCUGAUAAUUGCUCUUGAAUGUUCAUGGAUGUAAAAUAAGGGACUUUAGUUUCCAAAAGUUUUUUUUUAUUUGUGAAAAAUGGUUUUGUUUUAAAGAUCCCAAAUAGAUAGUUUUGAAGAGUUGAUCACAGAGGUUUGCUAUUUUUCUGGUUUGAAGCCAUUUAGUUUUCUUACGUUCAGUUAAAAGGGUCUUUAUAUCUCAAUUUCGUAUCUUUACUUGCCUUCAUUACACUCUUUGAAUGUACUUUCCACGCAGAUUCAUCUUUAUAUUUUGGAUUUCCACACAAGCACACGUUCAGAUUAUAAACCCCUGAUGCAAGGGCUUUGUCAUAUACUAAAACCAAAAGUUUAAUGUUGAAUGAAUGUUUGCGUGUGUAAUGAUGUGCUUGAAAGGGGGUCUGGUGUCUGACCCGAUUGUUUUAUAUCUUCAGGGAACUGAUAUGUAGUACAUUAAAAUCAAUGAGCUGGUGCUUCCGCUUCAUGAAGUAACCGGACACAGAACACACACACACGCACUGCCGUCCCUGUUUUGUCCCUAGGAUAUCACUGAGCUAAAUACACUACUAAAUCUCUAGCAGGAUGCACACUCAAGUAUAUUUAUAUGAGUGAAGAGAUGCUCUUUGCAUACAUGUACCUUUAAUCAUGUUAAGGUCGUUUUAAUGUAAAUAAUGACAGCCUGUAAGACCCAAUGUGCCUUGUCUUAAUAAAGGAUCUAAUUAUCAGCAGAA
Messenger RNA from Triplophysa dalaica, 4167 nucleotides. It is a transcript of the gene vclb, whose product is annotated as vinculin b. The record is from RefSeq and is a predicted model, not a curated record. Gene Ontology annotation, cellular component: actin cytoskeleton. The coding region runs from base 126 to 3326 and encodes 1066 amino acids. The transcript is spliced from 21 exons. Gene Ontology annotation, biological process: cell adhesion. Gene Ontology annotation, molecular function: structural molecule activity; actin filament binding. Lineage: Eukaryota; Metazoa; Chordata; Actinopteri; Cypriniformes; Nemacheilidae.